Glossina fuscipes is the source of this 1704-nucleotide messenger RNA. RefSeq names its product heterogeneous nuclear ribonucleoprotein 87F-like. The record is from RefSeq and is a predicted model, not a curated record. Bases 139 to 1263 code for a protein of 374 amino acids. The transcript has 4 exons. Gene Ontology annotation, molecular function: RNA binding. NCBI's taxonomy places the organism in Eukaryota, Metazoa, Arthropoda, Insecta, Diptera, Glossinidae.
AAGUAAAUUUGCCGAAGCCAUUGUGUCGUGCAUAUUGUUCGGUUAAACGUAUAAAAUAAGUUUUUUUCAAUCCAUAAUAUUUGAUUUGAUUAAGAGUUUUUGAUUAUCAAUAUUAAACAAACGUGAAAAAUAAAAAAAAUGUCUGAUAUAAAAACUGAAAAUGGCGAUUACGAUGAUGAGCCUGUUACGGAACCUGAACAGUUGCGUAAAUUAUUUAUUGGCGGCUUAGAUUAUCGAACCACGGACGAAGGCUUAAAGGCUCAUUUCGAAAAAUGGGGUAAUAUUGUUGAUGUCGUAGUAAUGAAAGAUCCCAAAACAAAGCGCUCACGCGGCUUUGGUUUCAUUACUUAUUCGCAGUCUUACAUGAUUGACAAUGCCCAGAAUGCCCGGCCUCAUAAAAUAGACGGUCGUACAGUUGAACCGAAGCGUGCUGUACCUCGUCAAGAUAUUGACAAUCCCAAUGCGGGAGCAACUGUUAAAAAGUUGUUCGUAGGCGGUCUACGUGACGACCACGACGAGGAAUGUUUGCGCGAAUAUUUCAAAAAGUAUGGUCACAUAGUGGGCAUUAAUAUUGUAUCAGACAAAGAAACCGGUAAAAAGCGCGGUUUCGCUUUUGUUGAAUUUGAUGAUUACGAUCCCGUUGAUAAAAUUAUUUUGCAAAAAAUUCAUAAUAUUAAGAAUAAAACAUUAGAUGUGAAAAAAGCUAUUGCAAAACAGGAUAUGGAUCGUCAAGGAGGUGGUCGUGGUAAUCAAGGGGGUCGUGGAGGUCGCGGUAACGAUCGUGGGAACCAAGGGGGCUGGGGUAAUAGUCGGCAAAAUGGCGGCAAUUGGGGUAAUAAUAACUUCGGUAACAGCGGUAAUUUUGGAAAUCAGGGUGGUGGUCCAGGUGGUUGGAACAAUCAAGCUGGUGGCCCCUGGAACAGCCAAGGAACUAACGAUAAUGGCUGGAAUAAUGGUGGCGGCUUUGGCGGCCCACCGAUGAAUGGUGGUAAUAACAAUUGGGGCGGUGGUAAUACUGGCGGAGGUACUGGAGGUGGUCCAAGCAGUUUCGGUAACGAUUACCAGCAAAGUUAUGGCGGUGGCCCACAACGUAACAGCAAUUUCGGUAACAACAGAGCAGCUCCAUAUGGCUUCAAUAAAGGUGGCGGCAAUCAAGGUAGUGGUAAUAAUCCAAACAGUGGUGGUUUCGGUGGCAAUAACUACAAUAGCACUGGUGGACCAAGCGGUGGCGGCAACAUGGGAGGAGGCAAUAGGAGAUAUUAAGCAUGGUAAAAUAGAGCAAAAAUAUCAAUAAACAAGCAUACAAGAGAAACAGAGAGGGAGUGAGAGAGAGAGAAAGAGGCAGGCAGGAUAAACAAAGGCAAAGCAAAGAAGAAAUCAAAAUCUGAACACAGGCAGGCAGGAAAACAGGCAGGAAUAAAUAAAAUCAGGCAAAUAAAUAAAUCCAGAUAAAAAGAAAACAUAACAGAAAAACAGUAAGCAAUACAACCAGCAAGAAAGAAAGAAAAUAAAGCGAAAAAGGAAAUUAACUUUUCUCUCCGAAAACAAGCGUAACGAAAACUUCACAGAAAUUAUAAGCCUGGUGGUAGUAGUGUACUAUUGAAGUAAGAAAAAAAGAAAAAGAAAACAAACAACUGAAGCCAACACUUUAAUCUGCAUUCUAGGCUCUUAAGCUUUUUUUAAUUGAAAAAUGAAAAAAAAAAA